Oncorhynchus masou masou (cherry salmon) is the source of this 1761-nucleotide messenger RNA. RefSeq names its product intermembrane lipid transfer protein VPS13B-like. The transcript has 8 exons. NCBI's taxonomy places the organism in Eukaryota, Metazoa, Chordata, Actinopteri, Salmoniformes, Salmonidae. The record is from RefSeq and is a predicted model, not a curated record. The annotation marks the transcript as partial.
GUUCCUUGUUCCAGCGGCUCGUUGCUCUACGUGUGGUGCACCCUGAUCACCAUGGAAACGGACUCUCACAUGCAGCAGAGAGUGGUUGUAUUUAGUCCUCUGUUCAUGAUGCGUAGCCACCUUCCAGACCCUGUCAUCAUCCACACAGAGAAGAGAAGUCUGGGGCUGAGAGAGAGUCAGCUGAUCCAGGGACAGGGUCACCAGGAACAACUACUGAACACGGAGAAUGACCUGACACACCACCUCACCUUCCAGGCCAGUGAGGACGAGGAUGCGUCUCACUGUGCGGUGCCCAUCUCCACCGGUGUGAUCAAACAGAUAGUGAACAGGAACCAGGCUGCGUUGGAGGACAGCCAGGACCACAUACUGGCAGACUUCUACGGUCUGAGGAACAACAGCCAGCCUCCAUGGCCCUACGUCAGCAAGGACACAGACAGGCCUGGAUCAGAGGUCCUAGCCCAGUGGGACAGCCCCAUGCAGGUGAAGUUGUCAGCCUGGAAGCCUGGUCUCAACACUCUUCUAGUAGAGCUCAUCCCCUGGGCCCUGUUGACCAACCACUCUACAUGGGACCUCUGGCUGUUUGAAGGAGAGAACAUCGUCCUGCAGAUACCCGCUGGAAAGACCCUCGUUCCUCCUAACUUCAAGGAGGCGUUUCAGCUGGGUAUCUACUGGUCCGACACUAACACGGUCCAUAAGUCCACAGCCCUGAAGCUGGUCCAUGACCUGACGUCUCCGCGCUGGAAGGAGGGUGUCAGUCCUGAGGUCCUCACACUGGACGAGGAGGGCUAUGUGGAGGCAGAGAUCCCCCUAGGGAGGAACCCUGGUAGACAGAAGGUUUGUCAGUUCUGCGUGUCGUCUGUGGUGAGACACGGCAUCCAGAUUAUCCAGAUAGAAGACAGGACCAUCCUGGUUAACAACACCCCCUACUUCCUGUCAUAUAGAGCCCUACUGUCUGACCAGGCCCUGGGGACCACAGACCAGGCCUGUUCUCUCCCAGAUACAGCGGUGUUCAGCCUUGCCCCAGCGGGAGAGAACACACCUUCCACACCUGUCUCUGUGGCCUGCUGGGACCUGCUGAGAAAGGAGGGGGAGAUCCCUCAGUUCCCUCUACCAAGCAGACACAUGAUGUUCAGCUGCCUGCCCACCACAGACCCUGGACCUGUAGCUGGGUCUGAGUCCUGGAGCCUCCCGGCCCCCAUCAGACCUGACUUCCCCAGGCAGAGUGUGGCCGUCCCUGGGGAGAUCUGCAGUAGCAGUGGCCUGAGCACCAGGCCUGCCUCCAAUCAGGGCCCUACCCUGCAGGCCUGCCUCCAAUCAGGGCCCUACCCUGCAGGCCUGCCUCCAAUCCAGGGCCCUACCCUGCAGGCCUGCCUCCAAUCAGGGCCCAACCUGGAGCCUGCCUCCAAUCAGGGCCCAACCCUGCAGGCCUGCCUCCAAUCAGGGCCCUACCCUGCAGGCCUGCCUCCAAUCAGGGGCCCUACCCUGCAGGCCUGCCUCCAAUCAGGGCCCUACCCUGCAGGCCUACCUCCAAUCAGGGCCCUACCCUGCAGGCCUGCCCCUCCAAUCAGGGCCCUACCCUGCAGGCCUGCCUCCAAUCAGGGCCCUACCCUGCAGGCCCCUGCCUCCAAUCAGGGCCCUACCUGCAGGCCUGCCUCCAAUCAGGGCCCUACCCUGCAGGCCUGCCUCCAAUCAGGGCCCUACCCUGCAGGCCUGCCUCCAAUCAGGGCCCUACCCUGCAGGCCUGCCUCUGGGCUCCAGUGA